AACAUCCUUGCCUUUCCUAAGUUUACGCUCCCAAAAGUUACCGUUGCGUCCCGCAUGAGCCAUGAGCCUAUACCCGAUUAUAUUCUGUUCUUUCUAACCUAUCAAUAUUUUUGCAGCCACUGCUCCACCACGCCUAGCGGAUUUUUCUCAGAUUCCGCUCCUUCAUCAUACCCAAAAACUUUCUUCCCCUUCCAUAAACCGUUGGAAUGUUGGAAAGUUUUUAGAUAUAAAAAUUAAACGUGUAAGCUACCCGAUCUCCUCAUAUCCCGUUUCCCGAAUUAGGGUUUCUGUAGAUCCUCCGCCAUUCCACCCGUCUUAAUGUUUCAACUAACAAAUUUGCAUUUUGAUAUUUAUUCACCGGCAAUGAUCCAGCGUCGUUCUUCUUUUGGAUUAGUCAAGUUCAUUCAUCGUUGGAUGAACUUAAGUUAGGGUUUUGUAUUGUGUAGAACGGACCUCAGUUUUGGUAGCUUCCUAGUUAAAUUAUCUGUAAAUAGCCGUUAGAUUGAACUCUUCUGUUGUAUCAUUUAAGAUAUAUACGGAGUACUAUAUAAUUUACUGGAAAUAAUCAGAAGAUGAAGCACCAGAAGAAGAAAAUGAAGGGACCCAAAGCUCCUAAGGAAUGCGAGGUUAGCAAUUUCGGAGAUUCUCCACCUGAUGGAGAGAUCAUGUGGAGGAGAUUAUUGGAGCCGUUCGCCUCUGUUUCGAUUGACGAAGCUGCAUCAGCUUACAGGGAAGCUAAUGGUGACCUUAACAGGGCCGCCGAGAUUCUCGGGAAUUUAGGGGAAACUGCGGAGGAUCAAAGCACGACCUCGUCGAUCUCGAGCUGGUAUGCGAGUUCGAGUUCAUCCGAGCUGUCUGGAGAGGACCAGUGUGCUCAAUACAGGGUGUUGCAAAAGAGUAAGAUGAAGAAGGUUGUAGCUUCUGCUGGGACAGUUUCCACCGUGCUGGGGAAGGACUAUGUGAGCUCUCUGCCAAAGAAUCAAUCGUCUGGACAGAAGAAGUUUAGUUUGGAAAGCUACUGCAAGGAAGAAUCUGAGCAGUUUUUAUGCUCGAUGCUGGGAGAUGAUUGCCAUUUGAGUUUAGCUGUGGUUAGAGAUGUGCUCUGUCAGUGUGGAUAUGAUUUUUAUAAGGUACUCAACUGUUAGACUUUGCCGACCCCAAAAUCUUUUGGGACUAAGGCUUGGAUGUUGUUGUUGUUGCUCUAAACAUUUUGCUCGAAUUAUCAUCAUCACCAAUUGAGCAAUCUGAUAAGAGAGAAGAAGCUUUGUUACCUGCAAGUGAUUUAUUGACCGACAGAAUUUUCUGUUCUUCGCACUCAUCUAAAAGCAACAUUCAAGAACAAAUGUUGUACGCUGGAAGUCCAUCCAGGGAUCAACAUAAACUGCUGCAUGAGAUAGAACGUUCUUCACCACCCCAGGGAAAUUCAGAGUCACAAGUCUCAAAGGACGUUCUCAAAUCCUUGUUUAAUGUGCCCACCCUGAAGACAGUUGAACAUGUACCGGGCACUGUAAAAUGGAGAGAUGUGGUGACAAAAAUGACAUCAUUGGGACUCAACUCUGAACCUUCCCCUGCUAGCGGUGUUACGCACGUUCAUAACUAUGCUUCUAAAGGAGAGGACUACCAGAUUUUCAGAGAAGCUUCAAUGCGUCACUGGGAAUCAAUGAAGUCAUACUAUCAAAAGGCUGCAUCAGCUUUUUCAAAUGGUGAACGGCAAUAUGCUGCUUAUCUUGCUGAUCAGGGUAGGACACAAAACAAAAAGGCUUUGGAGGCUGAGGAAAAGGCCAGUCAGAAUAUUUUUGAAGCCAGAAAUAAGAGCAUAGAGAAUGUGAUUACAAUUGACUUGCAUGGGCAGCAUGUUAAACAAGCAAUGAGGCUCUUGAAGCUUCACCUUCUGUUUGGUGCAUAUGGACGCUCUGUGCGGUCAUUCAGGGUAAUCACCGGAUGCGGGGGACAAGGACUUGGGAAGUCUAAGCUCAAACUCGCGGUGUUGAAUCUAUUAGAUAAUGAAGGGAUUGAGUGGAGUGAGGAGAAUAGGGGAACAUUGCUCAUCAAGCUUCGAGGACAAACAAAUUUAAGCUUCCUGGAUACUCCAGAUAGUGAUGACGAGUGAAUGUCGGAAUAUCUCACAAAUUAAUAGCUCAACCUCAUGUUUGCUAGCUACACUUUUCUCUUGUAUUGUAAUCCAGGGAGUAUAAAUCUAGUUAGGCUUAGGUUGUGGCAUGGUGAGACUGACAUCUUUUUGCCAUUAAUCUUUUCCCAUAUUAUUACUUAUACAUAUAUAUUCACACUUCUUUAAAUAUCAUGUAUGGAUGUAACAAUGUUAUGACAGAGUUAACAAUGAAAGCAAUUCUGGGAUUAUCUGUAUAUUUUUUACUCUAUAAUUGAUUGAUGCAUCUGAAGGCUUGAAA
Cuscuta epithymum is the source of this 2408-nucleotide messenger RNA. The record is from the annotation of a GenBank genome assembly. Lineage: Eukaryota; Viridiplantae; Streptophyta; Magnoliopsida; Solanales; Convolvulaceae.